AUGGCACAGGCGGCUGGACUACCGAGCUUUCUCUAUGCAUACGUCCUACACAAUUUAUGCAUGUUUUCAGCCAGUGCCCUUGUCCAAUCACUGGAGAAUGCAAAUUUGUCUGUACUUUGCACCGAUGUGCCGGAUGAAUCGGUUUUGUUGGUGAAUGAGACCCUUUCAGUCUUGCUGCUACGCUGCCUAGGUAGUGGACUGAAAGUGAAGGGAGGAGAAGAAGAGGGAGACGAAGGAGUGGGGAGAAGUCUUCUCGACUUCCUCAUAUACCGGGUUCCACAACAUCUCCACGCACAGGAUGGCCUUUCACCCAGUCGCAAAAUCCUUUAUCAGAAAGCUGCAAUCGCUAACCUUCUAGCUCUUCUAUCCACUGUGAGUGAAGAGAGUACUAAACUUGCAAGAGGUGAUGUGGAAGCCCUGUCGCAUCAUUUGACUGCUUUGGUCAAGCUAAAGCACAAAAGUGAGGAGCAUUUAGACUUGUUGUCUGGCUACUUGGGUGUGUUUUCCACGCUGGAUGGUGAAGAAAAGGCGGUUGAGGUGGGAGUCAUUGAGAUGGUGGUGAGCGUUCUUGAAAAGUGCCUCGGUUGUGAAGACUCCUCCACUGACAGUACCAUCUUUGACGGAUUGCUGUGCCUAUCGCGGUUGUGUGACGGGAACACUGAACGAUGUCAACGUGUUGGUCCCAGUGCUACGCAUGUUCUCAUUGUCCUUCUCAAUCGCCUUCAAACGCAACUGUGUGAUCAAGAAUGUCCAGAAAUCACUGAUUGGUGGGAUGCAGAACGGCGAAUGGGAAGUUGGCCUCCUCUCCACCGAUUGGUCAUGUGCGCAGUGGAAGCUGUUCAGUCGUGCGUGGCGAAUUGCUGUGAAGAUAGGCGCCUAUUCAUCCAAAAUGGUGGUAUCACGGUGCUACUGAAUAUUAUGGAGUGCAUCCCACCCGAAUUGAGCCAGCCAAUUCUCCGUUGUGUAUGCAAAAUCCACGAACACGAAAACGCUGUCAAGACCGAACUCAUCUCAUGGCAAGGUGUCAGACAGCAGUCUGCUAUGCCAAUUGACGAAUCCCUAUUUGAAAAGCCCGAGACCUCUUGCGAUGUCUAUCUAAUCUCACGAUGGAAUGCCACUUACUUCCUGUUAGAUCAAAAGUAUGCUAAAUCCCCUCAGGAGUGGAGUCCUCUCAUGAAAUAUGAAGACCUUUACCUACUCAUUUACCUUCUACUGAGUACUUUAAAUUUUGGCAAACACUUCCAUCUUGAGGCAGACGACCAAAUCACUAUGGUAGACAUUGAAAACUUCCCCAAUGCAAAGGAGAACGAAGUAGUUCAGCAGAUUCAGGCGGAUCUUAGAAGGUGCGGUGUCAACCCAAUCAUUGAAGACCAAGAUAAGUUGGAAAGGGCCAUACAGGUUUCCCAGACAAAGGCUGAACAAGUAAUGAAGAAGAAAAUGGACAUUAUUAAGGCGGCAAUUGCGUGUGACACUAGCCAAGAGGCCGAAUUUUACACUCUGCCCAGGGAAAUUAUGAGGCAACGCAAAGCGGCCUUGCAGAGAGACUUGGACGCACAGCUGAGAACAUCAAAUUACGCCUAUCUUUGUGCGUCAAGACGAGAAAAGCAACGCGCUAUCAACGAAUCGCGGCGGCGUUGUCAAGGUGGAAGUUGUGUCACCUCGACAACGAUUGAAACAUCCUCAUUGCAAUGUGCUGACACCUGUAGCCACCUUGACGAUCGCCACCAAAUGACCAAACUAGAUGGUCGCAUUGAAAGUGUUGUGGUUAGAAAACUUUUUUUGCAGAUAUGCUUUGGCCUCUUGCUGUUCUCCGUUGGAAUCCUGGCAACAAUACCUCUCGUUAUUGUAGCGGUAGCCGUGGAUUUAGCCAUUAUGGGAGAUGCAGAUCAUGCUCGUGGUGGUGAUGUUAAACCACAACUAGAGGGAGUGGAUAUUUCUGCAGAUGGUCUUCCAGUUCGUGGGACCCCUUCCAUGGUGCAUUCACAAGCUGUAGAAGAACUUGAGGCACUCUUGAAGCUUCAUAAUAGCUGUCAGCAUCUUCUUCGCCUUCACAAUGGCUUGGAAUCCCUCGGCGACCGAGUAAUUGACCUUCUGCGUCGCUGCAGUCUUCGCAAUCGUGGAAACCGUCCAGGUGUUGGGGAGGAACCCCAUACUGACGAUGAUAGUGAUGACGAUGAUGAUCUAGAGGUGGAGGAGGAUUAUCUGAACGAAUGGAAGUGUGAUUCGCCUGCAAGUUGUGGAAACAUCGAGGUUGAGGUUUCAGCAAUCGUGGCCGCGAUCAAAGAAGUGGAGAGCCAAUUGGCAGUUGAUACAUUCUAUGAGAAGUCGGAAGUCGCGCUCUUUCAAGCCUUCCUGCGAACUUGGCUCGAUCGAAAGCGGUUACUGCGGGACUUUGUCGACCACUACUGGUUGAACAUGGUGCAAAUCCACUCUAACCCGAAGGGGAAAUCGACUGUUGGCAGGUUGGAGAUUCUCGGCACCACCGCUGAAUUGCAAAGUCUCAUUAGUCUGAUGAACGCAUUGCAUGAAGCUGAGAAACGCGUCCAGAAUGUUGGUGAAGGCAUUUGGAAGUUGCUCUUUGUUCCUUGGCUGAAGUUUGUUACUUCUGAGAGAAAUUCAACGUCCAAACACCUUAAAUUUAACAUCGACGAAAGUUCUGGAAAGGAUUUGCAACAGUUCUGGCAUCUGGAGCUCAUUGAAGUCGACGCAAAAGAUGUCGAUGGUCUGACUUUUAUUCUUGACACCUGUCGACAGUUAAAAUCAACUAUGCUUGAUUUGUCCACCAAAUUCUUUGGCUUAUCUGUUGACGAUAGUCGUCGUCUUAUCGAUCUGUGUGUGACCGCAUCGAAGAUCUUCAACAUGGAAAUGGCCAAAAGUCUUCUGGAGGGAUGCUUCCUCCCCAAUUUGCCAGAUGCGCUUACCUCUCCCGAUGAUAAUACUGUGGAAUGUCGCGAGGAUGACAUUUCCAAGUUUAUUCUAGCCACAAACGGGGCAAUUUCUCCCCUCGUGUCAACUGCUCAGGAACUAGGCUACUUCCAACGAGAGUCAGUGGAUUGUCUUACAGAAUUCCUAAAAAGUCUUGGACGUUUAACCAUUCAACGUCAGGAUCAAGCCUAUGUUCAGGCUCUGAUGCGGAUUUUGGAAAGGGACGCCAAUUUCGCAACACUUGAGAAGGUACCCUUUGGUGAUGAUGUGCGGGUUGGUGGCGGCAAGAGAGAGCAGGGCGGUGCUGAUGUUGGUAAGGAGAACAGCAUCAGUGGGCUGACAGAAAGUCAACUGGAAGAAGUCGAACUGUCGAAACUCUUCCACAACGUUCAUCUCGAAUUCCCCGUUUGCCACAUCUCCAAAUCGGUAAUUCUUCUGCUCAAACAAGUGGAUCAGAUUAUCAAAGAUGCUGAUUGCUGUGACAAGGACCACCUUCCGACCGUUUUGCGCCGAAUUCCGCACCUCAUUCACCUCUACUCACAUUGUGUACCAACUUUGCACGCGGAACGCAUGAAGAACGAUCUCAGAUUCGUGGCUAUCUACCACAAUGAUUGUAUGUACCUCGCUCACCAAUGCCUAACCCUGGGUCGCCGCAAAAUUUAUCCCCUCGUCGAAUCAAUUGGUAGUGAAGAAAGCGAUCUUCGUACUCUCGCAUCUAUUUCCACCCUCCACCUUGUCAGUCCACUUCGGAAUUCCGCCACUUCUACACUGUUAACCCACCUCCGCGACCGCAAAGCUCAGCUGGGUGACCUAUUCAACUCCUGUCGUGGUCUAAAGGACUGCGCUGGUAAAGGCAGUGAAGCUUGCGAGAAGGCCAUUCUGGGUUGCGUCUCUCUCCUUCUUUUCGUCUUUAAUUCCCUAAACCUCCUCCCAGUUACCGUCUACCUGCGUAUCAUGGGCGUUCUGUCGGAUGAGUUUGCUCGCCUUCUCUGCGAUGCGGUGGUGGGAUUGGAGGAUAUAACCACGGUGGAGUGUUCCACGCUGCUACGCCUAAUCAACUCAGCCAUCCAAUCGAUAACUCGCAUGUUCGAAAAGCACCUGGAUGCUGCAUUUGAUCCCACUCUGGGCGGUGCUUUGGCCAAAAAUUGUGAAAAGAGCGUGAACGUAUUAUUGGAGCGACGCAUCCCUUCUUGGCCGCGCCUUGUCAGUCUUCAUGCCGUUUUGGCCGCUGCGUCACUCGAGGAGAUCCGUUUUCUUGCUAUUCCUCGCUCCUCUACCUCCACCAUUUCGCUCCGUCUCUCGACCGAUGAGGUGCGCCGUCUAGUACGCGCGCUCUUUCGUCCCUCUGCUGCGCGUUCAGCCCUCCUCCGCGACUUGGCCGGCGGUGGCAGUGACGCCAGUGGCGAUGUUUCUCGGUGA
This is a messenger RNA of Echinococcus granulosus, 4344 nucleotides long. Its product is annotated as Centromere/kinetochore protein. The transcript has 22 exons. Bases 1 to 4344 code for a protein of 1447 amino acids. Lineage: Eukaryota; Metazoa; Platyhelminthes; Cestoda; Cyclophyllidea; Taeniidae. The record is from RefSeq and is a predicted model, not a curated record. Gene Ontology annotation, cellular component: RZZ complex. Gene Ontology annotation, biological process: mitotic spindle assembly checkpoint signaling; endoplasmic reticulum to Golgi vesicle-mediated transport.